Messenger RNA from Achroia grisella, 3700 nucleotides. RefSeq names its product transient receptor potential protein-like (gene trp). Gene Ontology annotation, cellular component: membrane; cation channel complex. Lineage: Eukaryota; Metazoa; Arthropoda; Insecta; Lepidoptera; Pyralidae. The transcript is spliced from 21 exons. Bases 1 to 3564 code for a protein of 1187 amino acids. Gene Ontology annotation, molecular function: inositol 1,4,5 trisphosphate binding; store-operated calcium channel activity; protein binding. Gene Ontology annotation, biological process: regulation of cytosolic calcium ion concentration; manganese ion transport; calcium ion transmembrane transport. The record is from RefSeq and is a predicted model, not a curated record.
AUGAAACGGCGCAAAAAAGACGGUGAACUUCACGUACGGUUCAACGUUAAUAGUUUGACCAAAAUGAAGCGUGGCUCCAGAGAAGAACUCCUCGGGAGCUCUCAAGAUGCUCUAAGGAAUAGCCAGCAUGAUCUGCGCAACAAUUACGAGAAACCCCUCACCAAAGAAGAGAAGACAUAUCUUCUGCACGCUGACAGGGGCGACUACACUACUGUAAAAAGAUUGAUUGACCAGUACGCAACUAACCCUGAAAUUCUGGACAUCAACUGUGUCGACCCACUAAACAGGUCGGCUCUUAUAGCUGCAAUAGAAAAUGAGAAUAUUGAACUUAUUAAAUUAUUACUAGAUGCUGGUAUAAUGGUCAAGGAUGCUCUGCUGCAUGCAAUCAAAGAGGAGUAUGUAGAAGCAGUUGAACUGUUACUACAAUGGGAAGAAGAACACCAUGUCGCCGGAGAACCCUAUAGUUGGGAAUCCGUUGACCCAGCAGGUGCUACGUUUACUCCAGACAUCACCCCGCUAAUCCUCGCAGCGCAUACGAACCACUACGAGAUCCUGAAGAUCCUUCUGGAUAGAGGUGCCUCACUGCCAGUGCCACACGACGUAAAAUGCGGGUGUGAUGAAUGCGUGAAAUCUUCGCAGGAGGAUUCUCUCCGUCAUUCACAGGCCCGUAUCAACGCGUACAGAGCGCUUACAUCUCCGUCACUGAUAGCGUUAUCAUCAGCUGAUCCGCUCCUGACUGCUUUCCAGCUAUCGUGGGAGCUGGGUCGGUUGAGUCGAAUGGAGACUGAGUUUAGAGUUGAAUAUAAGGCACUGAGACAACAAUGUCAAGAAUUUGCUACCUCACUGUUGGACCAUACCCGAACCUCUAAGGAGUUGGAGAUCAUGCUCAACUACAACCCUUGGGACCUCGACAGCUGGGAACCUGGUGAAAGACAAACAUUAGGAAGGCUCAAAUUAGCUAUUAAAUAUAAACAAAAAAUGUUUGUAUCGCAUCCAAAUGUUCAACAGUUAUUAGGAGCAAUAUGGUAUGAAGGUUUGCCUGGUUUCAAAAGAAAAAACAUCAUAGGACAAUGUGUACAGGUAGCAAAAUUAGGAGUAAUGUUUCCAGUAUACUGCACCAUAUAUAUGCUAGCUCCGAACUCCGAGUAUGGCAGAUUCAUGAAGAAACCAUUCGUCAAAUUUAUCUGCCACAGUUCUUCUUAUAUGCUGUUCCUUGCCUUAUUAUCACUGGCUUCCCAAAGAGCAGAAUAUUUGAUAUUGGAGUGGUCAGGCAUACGGUGGUUGCAGCAGCUGGUGGAGUAUUGGAAGGAACACGAGCGAGGUUCUCUGCCGGGGCCUAUCGAGUUCACAGUCAUCAUCUACAUAGCAAGUUUGAUCUGGGCUGAAAUUAGAGCACUAUGGACUGGAGGUCUUAUGGAGUAUAUAAGCGAUCUUUGGAACAUUGUAGACUUCAUAACGAAUAUGUUCUACAUAGCUUGGAUUAGCUUACGUAUAUCCUCUUGGUAUAUUGUCCAGCGGGACUUUAAAAGUGGGAUGGACCCAUGGUACCCUAGAGAAAGGUGGGACUCCUACGACCCCAUGUUACUAUCUGAAGGGGCUUUUGCAGCGGGUAUGAUUUUUUCAUUCCUCAAACUGGUGCAUAUAUUCUCCAUCAAUCCAUACUUGGGACCGUUGCAAGUGUCCCUGGGGCGAAUGAUACUGGAUAUAUUGAAGUUCUUCUUCGUAUAUAUGUUGGUGCUGUUUGCCUUUGGAUGUGGUUUAAAUCAACUAAUGUGGUAUUAUGCUGAGUUGGAGAAGAAUAAAUGCUACCAUGCACCAAAUGGGCUGCCAGACUUUGAUAACCAAGAGCGAGCUUGCACCAUAUGGAGAAGAUAUGCCAACUUAUUCGAAACAUCCCAAUCCUUAUUCUGGGCUUCAUUCGGCCUUGUCGACUUGACAACUUUUGAGCUGACGGGCAUCAAGAGUUUCACCAGAUUCUGGGCGCUGCUCACAUUUGGGUCCUACUCGGUUAUCAAUAUAAUUGUAUUACUGAACAUGCUCAUCGCCAUGAUGUCCAAUUCGUACCAAAUUAUUUCCGAACGGGCAGACAUGGAGUGGAAGUUCGCUCGCAGUAACCUCUGGAUGUCGUACUUCGAGGAUGGCGACACGGUACCGCCACCGUUCAACAUAAUUGCCACUCCUAAACACAUUGUUGGCUGGAUCAAACGUUGCUGCAGUGACGUCAACCGAGGAUCUAUUUUAAAUAAAUCCCGAGAGAAGGCCCGACAACAGCAUGAGGCCGUAAUGAGAGUAUUAGUACGCCGAUAUGUAACAGCCGAACAACGGACUCGUGACGAAGUUGGCGUCACCGAGGAUGACGUCAUGGAGAUACGACAAGACAUAUCAACCUUGAGAUUCGAACUGAUCGACAUACUGCACAAUAAUGGGAUGAAGACACCGAGACUAAAUAUACAGGACAGUACAGUAUCGGGUAAAAAAGGCAAAGUAAUGGAAAGAAGAAUCCUAAAAGACUUCCAAAUAGGCAUCGUGGAGGGAAUCAUUAAAGACGUGAUAUCCAGAGAGAACAAACCCAAAGAUGUUUUCAGUCAAAUUGCAAAAGCCAUAGUGAGACGAGGAAGUGUUGACAGUAAAAAAAGAGACUGGAACACUUUGGUGCGCAACAACACAGUGCGACGUGAUCCCAUCGGCACUACAGUGGAGGCGCAAGCCAGGCGUGUCCGCCAGUCCCUCAGAAUACAUAUCCUGGAGAAUGUUUCCUCGCGGACCAUAGAUCCCCAGAAAUUAUUGGAAUACAAUCCAAAACUAUCAGAAGUGACACCAACUACACGAGUGGCAUAUGCCAAGUUUAUGAGAAGUAAAAUAAAAUCUGACUUCACAGCUACAGAGACGAUGGGAUUAGAGGAAAUAAGUUUAGAGGACGAUGUUUUUGAAUCGCCAAAAAGACAUGAUACUAAAAGACACGGUCGUCAACCAUUCCGAAGCAGAACACCUAUACCUGAAACUUCAGAUGACGAAUGUUUGAAAGAUUGCGAAGUACACAUAGAAGCAUACAUUGAAGAUAAAGGAUCAGAAGGCGGAUCUGAACAGACUCGACCAUUGAAAUCAUCUUCACAUGAACAUUCUGUACCAAGCACACCUGAUUUCGACCCGGUUAAUGACAAACUGUUCGCUCCUCCAGCACAGUUUGAAGUCAACGACUAUGUCAUCCAGAUAGAUGAACCUACAACUCAGACUAAGGCACUACGCAUGAACGACGUGGAAGAUACAAAUUUGCAGACUCCUAUUACUUCUAGUAAACAUUCUGAACAGAUCUUGUCAGCGUCAGCUUUAGAUGUGCAAAGCAGGCAAAUAACAUCCCCAUUCAGAGCUGAUGAUAGUCGCCUUUCAAGCAGAAAACUUGAAACUCCAAUACCAGCUGUUAGUGAGCAAUUGAUAGUGAGGUCUGCAUCCAGAUCAACAUUACGCAAUUCUAAAAUAAGUCCAUCAUCUUCACCUACUCUGACCAUGACAAAGGAGAAAGGGAAAUCUAAAGUAACGGGUAAAUUUGUCUCAGGGUGGCUGUAAGAGAUGUAUUGAUUAACUGACCAAUAUUGACGUAUUAGUGAGAUAACUAAAUGCCUUGUCGUUCGAGCAAUAAUUAGUAAUAAUAGGUAGUGAUUUUGUAGUUAACUUUAAAAAAUACACUGCUUUCUAAGCCUCA